Messenger RNA from Darwinula stevensoni, 369 nucleotides. NCBI's taxonomy places the organism in Eukaryota, Metazoa, Arthropoda, Ostracoda, Podocopida, Darwinulidae. The record is from the annotation of a GenBank genome assembly.
AUGGAGAGUUUGCGUCGCCUGCUCCUCGGGAUCCAUCUCAUCUUCAUCCAUCCCUGGCCGGCGAGAGGAAUCUGUGAGUUUCUUGCCUUCGGUUGCUCCCAGCAACUGCUCUACUCUCGCUGGAAUUUCGCAAAUACGGCAGAAUGCGAGAAGCACUUCUUCCCCUGUUCCGACUCUUCCCGGGCGUGUAUCCAUCAGUCCAUGUAUUGCAAUGGGAUCCGGGACUGCCCCGACGGCGAGGACGAGAAUCCCUACAAUUGCAAGAAGAAUAAGAUGACGGGGCACCUAGGAGGCAUCUCCAGGCAGAAUCCAGACCUCGGGGAUGUCGAGGAGAAUUAUUUCGACUGCUGUGAGACUCCUCUUCUGUGA